Hippoglossus stenolepis (Pacific halibut) is the source of this 1617-nucleotide messenger RNA. RefSeq names its product urotensin 1 (gene ucn1). Lineage: Eukaryota; Metazoa; Chordata; Actinopteri; Pleuronectiformes; Pleuronectidae. The record is from RefSeq and is a predicted model, not a curated record. The transcript is spliced from 2 exons. Bases 89 to 529 code for a protein of 146 amino acids. Gene Ontology annotation, cellular component: extracellular region. Gene Ontology annotation, molecular function: hormone activity.
CGCUGCGUCCUCUCUGCGAUGCGCACUGGGACCGAAGACUCACCUGGAAUCCGAAGUUUCAGCUGCAGCAUCUGGACGAAACAACGACAUGAAGCCGGCCUCCCUGCUCCUGCUCCUCUCCUCCGUCCUCCUCUCAUCACACCUCCUCCCCGCCGCCGGCAGACCGCGCUCCCCCCCCGGCUGGCUGGAUGGCAACGGGCGCCUCCAGACGCAGCGACUGGACGAGGAGCUGCUCCGAGCGGCCGCCGCCGGGGACAGCGCCGCCUCGGACCUGCUGGGCGACAACAUCCUGAAGUUUCUCCGGAGGAGGAACCCGGAGCAUCUCCACCUGCAGCCCGCCGAGGAGGAGGAGGGCGAGGAGGAGGCGCUGAGGAACGCGGUGCAGCUGCUGAAGCGCAGCGAGGACCCGGCGCUGUCCAUCGACCUGACCUUCCACAUGCUGAGGAAUAUGAUCCAGAUGGCCAAGAUGGAGGGCGAGAGGGAGCAGGCUCAGAUCAACCGCAAUCUGCUCGACGAGGUCGGGAAGUAAAACUCCACCGCUGACAUUAGUGAGUGUUCCUGCGCCUGCCUUCCUCUUCGUGCCAUUUUACGCACAGCUGGUGCCAAAUUACGCACCAAAGCAUAUGUGAGUAAAAUGUAAAACCUUAGGUGUUGUUUAAGAACUUUGUUGGAGAAUAUGGGAACGGACUUCUCAGACACCCUCCCCCCCCUCUCACACCCACUGGCCUCACCCCUUCCUUCACCCAUCAAUCCCCCUAUCCCCCCCACACUGCUGGACUCCUGGUGGACAAAAGGAAUCAUCACUGGUUUUCACAUUCUCUCAUGUUUGACUUCUACACUUCUGUAUCAUUUCUGUGCACAGUCAGGUAAUACUCGCUGGUUCCUGGUUCGUGUGAGUGUUUCCACAGAGGAAGCUUUAACUAAAGUAUCUACACUGACAAGUCAUUUGCAUUUGAAUUAAUCACUGGGUUAAAUUAAAGUUUGACAUUUGAUUAAACUUGAGCAGAACCCAUUUCUCGUCAGUGUGCCGUGUGACCCUGGAGUUAAUUAGGAUGGUGGUAUUUACCCUCGGCGAUAAACUCAGUGUGAAUAAUGAGAGUUACAUUAUGGAUCAUGUAAUUACUGACACCCUCCAUGAGAUUAGAACCAGACGAGAACCUGAACUCACACACACAUUUUCCCUGAUGAAUUAAACGAGGCUGAACUCUGACUAAUAUGUCUUAUUAGUGAAAACUCUGAGAAAACCUUCUGGUGCUGAGGAGAAUUUAGAAAACACUUCUGCUGAGUAUAACUUGGUUGUUUCACGUCAUUGCUCCAGGAUCUAAUGUCGCACCCUCGUUUUGUCCUCUGAGGCUGAAGAACACCUGACUGUCCCACACCAUCAGCUUCCCUUUGUCCUCUGUCUGUCCCCCAUGUAGAGCAGCAUCACCUGUACUGUAACAACUGUAGCAUGCAAACCUACAUGUAAAAAAAACCACAAAAAAAGCUUGAUUUGACUGUGUGAACGCUCGUGUCUGACUCUGAUCACGUUCUCUUUGUUUUAGCAAAUGACAUGAAAAAAAUCUGCUUUUUUGCCAUUUAUAUUUUAUAAUAAACAAGUUUGGAGUAAAAGAAAAA